Molecule: messenger RNA, 7095 nt
Organism: Heterocephalus glaber (naked mole-rat)
Lineage: Eukaryota; Metazoa; Chordata; Mammalia; Rodentia; Bathyergidae
Gene: Mdga1
Product: MAM domain containing glycosylphosphatidylinositol anchor 1
Biological process (GO): synapse organization; homophilic cell-cell adhesion
Cellular component (GO): neuronal cell body; plasma membrane; axon
Molecular function (GO): axon guidance receptor activity; protein binding
Source: RefSeq, a predicted model, not a curated record
UCGCCGCCGCCGCCUUCUCCUCCUCCGUCUCCUGGUCUCCGUCGCCUCUCGGGGAAAGAGGGAGACACAGUGGGCGUCGCGGGUCGCCGCGUCUCGGGCUGCGCCGCCUCGCGGGGAUGAAGCACCGGCCGUGAAGAUGGAGGUGACCUGCCUUCUGCUCCUGGCGCUGAUCCCCUUCCACUGCCGGGGACAGGGAGUCUAUGCUCCAGCCCAGGCCCAGAUUGUGCACGCGGGCCAGGCGUGCGUGGUGAAGGAGGACAACAUCAGCGAGCGCGUCUACACCAUCCGGGAGGGGGACACCCUUGUGCUGCAGUGCCUGGUCACUGGGCACCCUCGCCCGCAGGUGCGGUGGACCAAGACCGCGGGGAGCGCAUCUGACAAGUUCCAGGAGACGUCGGUGUUCAAUGAGACGCUGCGCAUCGAGCGCAUCGCGCGCACGCAGGGCGGCCGCUACUACUGCAAGGCGGAGAACGGCGUGGGCGUGCCGGCCAUCAGGUCCAUCCGCGUGGACGUGCAGUACCUGGAUGAGCCGAUGCUGACAGUGCACCAGACAGUGAGUGACGUGCGGGGCAACUUCUACCAGGAGAAGACGGUGUUCCUCCGCUGCACGGUCAACUCCAACCCACCUGCCCGCUUCAUCUGGAAGCGGGGCUCGGACACCCUGUCCCACAGCCAGGACAACGGCGUCGACAUCUACGAGCCCCUGUACACCCAGGGGGAGACCAAGGUCCUGAAACUGAAGAACCUGCGGCCCCAAGACUACGCCAGCUAUACCUGCCAGGUGUCUGUACGAAAUGUGUGUGGGAUCCCAGACAAGGCCAUCACCUUCCAGCUCACCAACACCACAGCACCGCCAGCCCUAAAGUUGUCUGUGAACGAGACUUUGGUGGUGAACCCUGGGGAGAAUGUGACAGUGCAGUGCCUGCUGACGGGCGGCGAUCCUCUGCCCCAGCUGCAGUGGUCCCAUGGGCCUGGCCCACUCCCCCUGGGUGCCCUGGCCCAGGGUGGCACCCUCCGCAUCCCUUCAGUGCAGGCCGGGGACUCUGGCUACUACAACUGCACGGCCACCAACAACGUGGGCAACCCUGCGAAGAAGACUGUCAACCUGCUGGUGCGGUCCAUGAAGAAUGCCACCUUCCAGAUCACCCCAGAUGUGAUCAAAGAGAGUGAGAACAUACAGCUGGGCCAGGACCUCAAGCUGUCAUGCCACGUGGAUGCGACGCCCCAGGAGAAGGUCACCUACCAGUGGUUCAAGAAUGGCAAGCCAGCGCGCAUGUCCAAGCGGCUUCUGGUGACCCGCAAUGACCCUGAGCUGCCUGCCGUCACCAGCAGCCUGGAGCUCAUCGACCUGCAUUUCAGUGACUAUGGCACCUACCUGUGCAUGGCUUCCUUCCCAGGGGCACCUGUGUCUGACCUCAGUGUCGAGGUCAACAUCUCCUCCGAGACAGUGCCCCCCACCAUCAGCGUGCCCAAGGGCAGGGCGGUGGUCACAGUGCGCGAGGGCUCGCCCGCCGAGCUCCACUGCGAGGUGCGCGGCAAGCCCCGGCCGCCCGUGCUCUGGUCGCGCGUGGACAAGGAGGCUGCCCUGCUGCCCUCGGGGCUGGCCCUGGAGGAGACGCCGGACGGGAAGCUGCGGCUGGAGCGCGUGAGCCGCGACAUGAGCGGCACUUACCGCUGCCAGACGGCUCGCUACAACGGCUUCAACGUGCGCCCUCGCGAGGCCCAGGUGCAGCUGAAUGUGCAGUUCCCGCCCGAGGUGGAGCCCGAGACCCAGGACGUGCGCCAGGCGCUGGGCCGGCCCGUCCUCCUGCGCUGCGCGCUCCUGCGCGGCAACCCCCAGCGCAUCGGCUCGGCCGCUUGGCGCUUCAAGGGGCAGCUGCUACCUCCGCCGCCUGUUGUCCCCGCCGCCGCCGCCGCCGCCGCCGAGGCCCCGGACCACGCCGAGCUGCGCCUGGACGCCUUGACCCGUGACAGCAGCGGCAGCUACGAGUGCAGCGUCUCCAAUGAUGUGGGGUCGGCCGCCUGCCUCUUCCAGGUCUCCGCCAAAGCCUACAGCCCGGAGUUUUACUUCGACACCCCCAACCCCACCCGCAGCCACAAGCUGUCCAAGAACUACUCCUACGUGCUGCAGUGGACGCAGAGGGAGCCUGAUGCAGUGGACCCUGUGCUCAACUACAGACUCAGUGUCCGGCAGCUGAACCAGCACAACACCGUGGUCAAAGCCAUCCCCGUAAGGCGUGUGGAGAAGGGGCAGCUGCUGGAGUACAUCCUGACUGAUCUCCGUGUGCCCCACAGCUAUGAGAUCCGCCUCACACCCUAUACCACUUUUGGGGCUGGUGACAUGGCUUCCCGAAUCAUCCACUACACAGAGCCCAUCAACUCUCCAAACCUGUCAGAUAACACCUGCCACUUCGAGGAGGAGAAGAUAUGUGGCUACACCCAGGACCUGACAGACAACUUUGACUGGACCAGGCAGAACGCCCUCACCCAGAACCCCAAGCGCUCCCCCAACACUGGGCCCCCCACGGACAUCAGUGGCACCCCUGAGGGCUACUACAUGUUCAUUGAGACAUCCCGGCCCCGGGAGCUGGGGGACCGUGCGAGGUUGGUGAGUCCCCUCUACAAUGCCAGCGCCAAGUUCUACUGCGUCUCUUUCUUCUACCACAUGUAUGGGAAGCACAUCGGCUCCCUCAACCUCCUGGUGCGGUCCCGGAACAAAGGGGCUCUGGACACGCACGCCUGGUCCCUCAGUGGCAAUAAGGGCAACGUGUGGCAGCAGGCUCAUGUGCCCAUCAUCCCCAGUGGGCCCUUCCAGAUUAUCUUUGAGGGGGUUCGAGGCUCGGGCUACCUGGGGGAUAUUGCCAUAGACGAUGUCACACUGAAGAAGGGAGAGUGUCCCCGGAAGCAGAUGGAUCCCAAUAAAGAGACAGGGGACUUGCCUGAAGGGCGUCCGCCACCCCAGCGACCUCGGCGUGACACAGGCCCCAUCCUGGCUGGACUUGAGGUGUGCUUCCGACCUUCCUCCCGUCCCCCAGCUCAAGGCAGAACUUCAGCCUGGUGGCCUGGCCAGAAGGGAGCCGGAAGUGGGCACGCCAGGAAACCCCUCCUCUGGUCAGACUCUGGGACCCCCUCAGUGGAGGGGGCAGAGGUCCGAGAAGGGCCAGGUGGGACCCUGUGAGCUUUGUGACUGUCCCCUGUCCAGAGGACAGCAAGCGAGGUAGGAGCCCUGCUGUGUACACCUGUUCCUGGAGUGAGGGCUCUGUGGCAGCAUCCUCAGUCACCCUGGGUCCUCGGAGCUAUUUCUGGGACGCCAUAUUCUCCUCUUCACUGUGCCCUCUGGAAGGGACCCAGCACAGGAUCAUGGGCCUGGGCAGUCUGAAGACUGACACCUCCCCUGCCUCAACAGCUGGGCUCCCAAGAGCACAGUCCCUAACCUAACUCAGCCCCCAGCUGGGGCUCGGAGGGGCCGGGAGUGGUGGACAGGCCAUUUUCUGGGGUGGGGCAAAGGAGAAGUCCUGCUUCUGUGAUUUUGUGCCCCCACGUAGGAGUUGGGAGUGGAGCUUCCGUGUCUUAUAUAUUCGGCAUGACUGGGUGCCCUGCAUGGGGGAGAGAGGGCAGAGCACUAUCCAGUUGGCCCUUCCCUCCUCCCCCAGGGUCAGUGAAGGAGCGGGGUAUAGAGGUGGGGGUGACGGAUGAGGUGGUGACAGUCCCCUUAUCCCCUGGAGCUGUGAAGGGGCCCCUGUCCCUGGGUCCUAGACAGGAUGGGAGCUGGAGGUCACCCCCUCAGUGUCAGCCCUCAGCAGCCACCUGGCGUCCACAGCAGAGCCCCCGUCCCUCUGUUAUGAGACUGUGCGUGCGUGCGUGUGGGUGCCCGUCUGUCUGCAUACCAUCGAGGGCACGUCUCUGAGCGGGAGUGUGAGUAAAUAAAGGUCUGUGUGCACAGUUGAGCGUAUCUGAGAGUCUGGGUCUGUACCAUCUCUGUGAGUGUGCGUGUCAGCAAGCUUGUCCGCCUUCACAGUGGCCUGUGUGUGGGGGAUUGGCCACGGAGACCACUUCCGGCCCUAUUCUGUAGUCUCAAGCUGCCUUCCACAGCCUGAAAUCCUACCUUUCAUCCCCUGUGGGUGACAAGAAGCUUAUAGAUGAUGCUGCUGAAUGCAAAUGCCUUUGGUGGGGUGUCCCUGGGCUCCUUCAGAGCAUUGGUGGGGACAGCUGCAGAGAGGCCUGGAACCCAGGCAGCCCUGAAGUGCCAGGAGGCAGGCGGGGAAACUGUUCAGCUCCCUGCUCUGCUAGGCCUGUGUUAUCAUCGCCAACAGCUGGUGGGUGGCCAGGCCAGGCUGCUGCAGGGUCUCCCGACACCCGACGAGCAUGACUGCCUUCCUGCCCCAUCCAAGGCUAGGUCUGAAUGAGUCGCUGCAGGUUCCCAGCACAUGCUUCCUUCCAUGGCAGCCCCACUGAUUGUUCCUUAAUUGUCCCAUCUGUGCAGAGUCUGUUUCCCCAACUAGACUGUGAGCUCCUCCUCCGAUCUUCCUGAGCCCUCUCCCCUCCUCCCACUCAUGCCUGGCACAAGAGAGCUUGGUAUGAAAACUACACCGCUUUUGCCCGGUGGAAUGGAUUCCAUAAAGCAAUGGUCCUCAGCCCUGGCUGCAGAAGGCAACUACCACAGGAUCUUUUAGAAAGCACCAAUGCUUGGAUCCCAGCCCAGAGGUUCUGAUUUAACGGGGCUGGAGUGCAGCCUGGCAUCAGAAAUGCUGAAAAGCUGCUCAGGAGACCAGGGGGGAGACACUGGCCUCUUCCCUUGGGGGCGGCCUCUGGGCCCUUGCUGGGGCCAGGAAUGGAGCACCAGAGAAACAGCCCCAAGUGCUUGCUCUUUGGGGCUCCUGUGGCACCCCAUACCCAUUGCCCUCAAACUUGUCCCCCACGAUGGCUGCUUCCUCUUGGGGUCUUGUGUCCCUGUUCACCUCUGAAUCUGUAGAGCCUGACACCACGGGAAGCAUGCACAGCACAGAUGGGCUGAGCGGAACUGCUUGUUGGUCCCGUGUUCCUGGUCUGCAUGGUGAGAAGGGACCCUCUCGGUGUGAGGACAGCCCUGCCCAGAGGGUGCUCAGCCUGCUGCGGUCCUUGUGUUUGUGUCUGCAUGCACCAGCUGGUGUGCGUGGGGUGUGGGGUGUGUGCCCACCCCUGUGAGUCUGUCUGUGAGCCAAAGCUGCAAGGAAUGGGUGUUUUUGUGCAUCCCUGGGUGACGCGUGUCUGCAUCUCCGUGGAAGUGUCACGUGUGCUGUGUGUCUGUGUGUCAGCAUCAUGGUAGGUGGCCGGUGCACACCCCAGCCCCAGGGAUCCAGUGCCUCUCCCAGUGCAGCCUCACCCUCUGGGUCAGGGUGACUGAGGCAUACUGUGGCCUUAAAACAGAGAGUCUGGGGUCAGCCCUCAGGGUGCAGGGGGCCCUCGUCCCUUCUCCCCUCCAGGUUGAUGUCUUGGGGAGAAAGGGGAUCCUGGGACCAGGUAGACCAGCAGCUGAUGGGGAGCCUCGGCUUUACCGGCCCCCAGGAUCACAGAGCUCCCCCCAGGGCUGCCAAGUGAGCCUGAAGACUGGGACCCUCUCCCCACCUUUGCCCUCUGGGAUGGGCCCAGCACCUCUUUCCCUUUCAUUCUCCUUUCCCUUGCACUCUCAAAGCUGCUGUGCAGGCUGUCAGAGCCAGGAGGGGCCUCAGAAGUUCAAAUUCUUCAUGGUGCAAGCAAAGAAGCUGAAAUUGGGAGAGGGGCAGGGACUGGCCCAAGGUCACACAGCCAGUUUGGAUCUAGCCAGCCUUGGAAGCCAGGUUCUAUAGCCCUGAAGGUGUUGCACCACUGGCCAGUGCUCCUGGGAUCUCCUGUCACAAUAGCUAUGGGGACCCAGGCUCCAGGUGCUGCAGAUGUUACUGGGCUUGUCAUGGAUGUCACUGGGCUCCUGCACUGGGAGAGGCACUGUCCCAAAUUCUGGCCUCCGCCUGGGCGCCACGUGGAGCAUCCCACUCUCUGUCCACACUUGUAGCUGCUGCUGCCUCUCCCAGGAUGCCAGACAGAAAAGACUCCAUUUCCUGUCCCCUCUCCUGUCCUUACAAGAGCCUGAUGUAGGGACAGAAGUCAGCAUCCUUCUGCAUCCUCAUCCUCUUGACUUCCCCCUAAGGACCAGGAGGGCUGGAGGUGAGGGAUGCAGAAUCUUUGAUUUUUCCUCUCUGGACAGCUCAAGGUGCCUGGGGACGGGUUUCCCAGAGUCUGUCUGUCCUCAGGAACAUGAGGGUGAACCAGCCCUGGAGAGACCCUGUAGGGCCACUGGUUGAAGUAGAGUUCUGAUUUCAGGGGACCCCUUCCUGCUUCCAAAGGCAGGAAGCGCCCUCUUCUAUCUUGUGUCGGUGGGGUGUGUGUGUGCACGUGUGUGUGCGUGUGUGCGUGUGUGCGUGUGUGCGUGCAGAAAGACCACUCUUUCCUGGGGAUCCUUUGACCCUCAGAGCUGGAAGGGACCUUAGAUGGGAACAUCUAAUCCAGUGCCCCAUUGUACAGGUGAGGCAGCUGGGAUCCAGAGAGAUGGUGUUUGCCUACCCCCUCGCCACCCCCUCAUGUCACCUGCGCCCACUGCCCAGGGGCCUGGUGGGAAUGCCCUCCCAGCUGGCACCUUCCCGGCCUCCUCCAGCUGCCCCUGGCAUCCCUGUCUCAGCCGACUCCGCUGGCCCCUCUGCUCCAGUGCUAAGCAUCCUUCCUGCCCCAUGGUGACCCACUCACCACCCAGAAGGGACAGGGAAGGAGGGGACUGCCCCAGCCCAGAGGCCUCAGAGACUUGGGAGAAAAGCCAAAAGCCCUCACGCCCAGGCCCACAUGUCUGACACCCCGCCCCAGCUCACCCCAGCAUCAAGGUAAAAGCACAAGGAGACCCCUUAUUCACGGGUGGAAUGGAUGGGGUUGUUUUUUAGUCACACGACCCUGUCCUCGCCCCUUUGCCUCGCUCUCUGUCUCCACCCCAGCCUCUGUUCCCCACUUGGCCCUCUCUCACCCCCAGACCCCCAAAUGUAACCUCUAGUUACGGACGCGGUUGUUUGAAUCAAUAAAGCUGCAGUGUUCCAG